AUGAGCAAUUCAUCGCAGUCAACAUCUCCCAAGAAGGUUCGAUUCCAACAUCCAGAAAUCAACUGGUUAACAUCCAACAAAUCGUCACUUUAUGGUAAACCCUACAAGAUACUUGUAACCCUUAACUACAUAUGUCUCUUCGUUGGUUCCGUUUCUUCGUCACUUCUCUUGAAAUUUUACUUCAACCAUAAAGGAUCCAAUCUAUGGCUCUCCACCUGGGUCCAAUCCGCCGGUUUCCCCCUUCUCCUCCUCCCCAUAUACCUCCCUUACCACCUCCAUUGUUUCCGGCCAAAAGAAGCUAAUAAACGAAGAAAACCCUUCUCCAGUUUUGACAUCAAACUCUUGAGUUUAUCGUUUGGAGUGGGGUUGAUGUUGGGGGUCAGUAACCUUUGCUUUUCAUGGGGGAGUUCAUAUCUUCCCCUUUCUACUUGGUCACUUGUUUUGUCUUCCCAACUCGCCUUCACCCUCCUCCUUUCGAUCCUCAUUGUCAAGCAAAAGAUUACGUUUUUGAAUGUUAAUUGUGUCAUUCUUCUGACGUUGGGUUGUGUGCUUUUGGCCAUGAAUUCCAGUGGUGAUCGGCCGGAAGGAUUGACAAGAGAAAAAUACCUCAUCGGAUUCUUAACCACAGUCUGUGCAGGUCUCUUGUUCGCGCUCUACCUUCCGCUGAUGGAAAAGAUUUACCGGAAGGUGGAUUGUUACGCAAUGGUGAUGGAAAUGCAGUUUUUGAUGGAGUUGACUGCAACCGCACUUGCCACGGCGGGAAUGGCGGUGGCCGGAGGUUUUAAAGAGAUGAGACACGAGAGCGAUGAGGUGUUCGAUCUGGGACCCACCAGGUAUUGGUUGACAGUGGGAUUCAACGUUGUGACGUGGCAGCUGAGUUUUAUGGGUGCGGCGGGGAUGGUGUUUCUGACGACGUCGUUGACGGGAGGGAUAUGCAUGACGGCGUUGAUGGCGAUGAAUGUUUUGGGUGGGGUGGUGGUUUACGGCGAUGAUUUUAAGGGGCCAAAGGUGGUGUCGACGGUGCUGUGUUUAUGGGGGUUUUGUUCGUAUGUGUAUGGGAUGUAUGUGAAGAUGAAAGACGACAACAAUGGAGGUGAUCGGGAUGAUGAAAACCAAGCAGCAGCAGCAGCAACAAUUGAUGGAGUUUUCUGA
Cynara cardunculus var. scolymus (artichoke) is the source of this 1152-nucleotide messenger RNA. Its product is annotated as probable purine permease 4. The record is from RefSeq and is a predicted model, not a curated record. The transcript has a single exon. Gene Ontology annotation, molecular function: purine nucleoside transmembrane transporter activity. The coding region runs from base 1 to 1152 and encodes 383 amino acids. Lineage: Eukaryota; Viridiplantae; Streptophyta; Magnoliopsida; Asterales; Asteraceae. Gene Ontology annotation, cellular component: membrane.